AUGUUUGGUCCUCCAUCGUCGUUGAUCGAGAAUUACUUGCGGGAAACGGGAUUUUGGCACGUGGUCACGAUAGGCCAGGGAUGCAAGUUGAACUCGAAACUAAUCAGUGCGUUGAUAGAGAGGUGGAGACCCGAGACACACACUUUUCAUCUUCUAUGCGGAGAGUGUACUAUCACUCUAGAAGACGUGCAUUUGCAAUUGGGAUUGCCGGUGGAUGGGUACACAGUCACCGGGUCUGCAUCAUCUACUAAUUGGGGAGCCGUAUGCUACGAGCUUUUGAGUGUUACACGGGAUAAUAUUAACGGAGGUCAGAUCGAGAUAGGCUGGUUACGAGACACAUUCCCGGAGUCGAAUAAUGAUUCAACUGAACUCGAAAGAAUAGGAUAUGCUUGGGCAUACAUUCUUGAGAUGAUUGGAGGUUAUCUGAUGCCGGACUUGUCAUGA
Messenger RNA from Gossypium arboreum, 444 nucleotides. RefSeq names its product protein MAINTENANCE OF MERISTEMS-like. The record is from RefSeq and is a predicted model, not a curated record. Gene Ontology annotation, biological process: meristem maintenance; meristem development. The coding region runs from base 1 to 444 and encodes 147 amino acids. The transcript has a single exon. Lineage: Eukaryota; Viridiplantae; Streptophyta; Magnoliopsida; Malvales; Malvaceae.